AUCUCAUUAUUAAAUUGUUAAACAUUUUCUGUUAGUUACUAGAAACAGAGUUUAUAUUGAAUGGUAGUUGUAUCUUCAUCUAUGCAUGCUUAGAAGAGAAAUUCAAGAGUGGUUUUACAUUACAAUAUGUACUUAUUUUUAACUACAUUUAGUCACAAAUUUAAACAUCAACCCAGAAAUUGUUCUUUUGUAGGUAGUCAUGGAUUCACCAAGGGAAACAAUAGAAGGAGAAAGAGAUAUGAUUAGCACAUUACAUGAAAGCAUUCUUAGUCAGAUCCUGUCUUUCAUUCCGAUCGUAGACGCGGUUAGCACUAGCGUCUUAUCAAGAAGAUGGGUUGAUGUUUGGAAAUGCAUAACCAAUCUAGAUUUUGAUGAUAGUUUGCUUGGUUCUAGAAAGAAAAGGAUGCAAAAGGAACAGUUUGUGAAUUUUGUUGAAAAAGUGCUUAUUCAUUUCACUAACUCAAGCAUCCAAAGUUUCUCUCUUUCCUUAACUAGCCAUCAAUAUGAUGCAUCUAAGUUAAGUGAAUGGAUUUCCUUUAUCCUAGAAAGGAGAGUUCAAAAGCUUCAUAUUCAAUAUGCUGAUAAAGUUUUCCUUCCUUCCGAUUCACUUUUUCGCUGCAAUUCUCUAGUCGAUUUGACGCUUCAAAUGAGAUGUACUCUUAGUCUUCCCAUAUCUGUUUGCCUCCAAAACCUUCAAAAACUUAGCUUUUCUGGGGUUAAAUUAGUGAGUGAUUCGCCCACUUGUUCGAAAGAUAUAACUCUCAAUUUCCCGAUUCUCAAAGUGUUUGAAGCUAGAGGGUGUGAAUGGCCAACAACACAAAACAUUAGUUUACAAGUACCUGUACUUGAGAAGUUUUCAAUAGCAAUAUGGAACCAUCAUUCAAAUAAAUCAAGUAAAUAUGCCAUCAAGGUUUAUAGUCGACGCUUAACAGAUUUCGCUUAUGAGGGUGAUCUUGAACAAGACAUUGUUCUAUGUCAUUCGUCGUCAAUUUGUAAUGCUUCUGUUGUGAUUGUUCUUGAUGAAGAUAAAAAGGAUAGAAUGGAAAAACUUGGAUUUCAAGCACAUAAUCUUCUCAAACAAAUCGAUAACGUGGAACAGCUAAAGUUAUUGUUUUACAAGGUUUUAAGGCAUGGUAAAGAUAUUUUCACCAAUCUUCCUGUCUUUGGAAGGUUAACUUAUCUGCAACUAAAUGAGGUCACUGGUGAAGCAUUGUUGCAAUUACUCCACAAUUCUCCAAUUCUUAAUUCUCUUGUUUUACUUAAUGGAGUAGCUGAUUUAGACAAAGAUGUAUUUACUUCUGCAAUGGUUCCUCACUGCUUUUUGUCAAGCUUCAAAGUAUUUCAGUUUAAAGGAUUUAAUGCGAAUGAGCACGAUCUUUGUUUGGUACAAUUCGUGUUGGAAAAUGCAGCAACCAUGGAGAUGAUGAUGAUAUCACCGGCUUUUUGGCUGCGGUAUGCAAAUGUCGAUUUGAAAAAAGUUAAGGAGAAUGUACUCUCAUUACCAAAGUGUUCUAACAAUUGCAAGAUAGAGUUUUCUGAUAUCAGUAGUUCCUGAAGAUUUUCAAAACACGAUACAAAUAUUUGCGUCGCUACUCGCUACUGUUUAAUGUAUCUAGUGUAUUGCUUUACUACACUAUAGCAAUGCAAAAUGUAAGAGGUUUUCUAGUAGUGAUUUAUUUAUGAUUAUAAUGUUAUUGUAUCCUGUUUUAUACUGUAAAAAUAAGUUUACUGAUAAUUGAAAUGUAUCUCAAUUCUCAACAUGGAAAAUAUAAUAAGGGAAUUGUAUCACAAUAGCUUUGUACAAAUUUUCAUACUCA
Molecule: messenger RNA, 1817 nt
Organism: Medicago truncatula (barrel medic)
Lineage: Eukaryota; Viridiplantae; Streptophyta; Magnoliopsida; Fabales; Fabaceae
Product: F-box/FBD/LRR-repeat protein At3g14710
Exons: 4
Coding region: 200-1555 (451 amino acids)
Molecular function (GO): protein binding
Source: RefSeq, a predicted model, not a curated record